Cynocephalus volans (Philippine flying lemur) is the source of this 4738-nucleotide messenger RNA. It is a transcript of the gene LEMD3, whose product is annotated as LEM domain containing 3. NCBI's taxonomy places the organism in Eukaryota, Metazoa, Chordata, Mammalia, Dermoptera, Cynocephalidae. Gene Ontology annotation, biological process: negative regulation of BMP signaling pathway; nuclear envelope organization. Gene Ontology annotation, molecular function: chromatin DNA binding. The transcript has 14 exons. Bases 1 to 2748 code for a protein of 915 amino acids. The record is from RefSeq and is a predicted model, not a curated record.
AUGGCGGCGGCGGCGGCUUCGGCGCCUCAGCAGCUCUCGGACGAGGAGCUUUUCUCUCAGCUCCGCAGUUACGGCCUGUCUCCGGGUCCGGUGACGGAGAGCACCCGUCCGGUCUACCUCAAGAGGCUGAAGAAACUUCGAGAGGAAGAGCAGCAGCAGCAGCACCGGUCGGGGGGCCGCGGCAGCAAGACGCGGAACAGUAAUAACAAUAACACGGCGGGCACAGCGGUCGCAGCCGCAGGACCACCGGCGGCCGUGGGGAUUGGGGUCCGGCUGGUCUCGAGCGACCUCUCCUACUUACGGACCCCUGGGGGCUUGGGCCGAAUCUCGGCCUCGGGCCGAGAGAGCCCCCUGGGAGGGCCCGGGGGCGCCUCGGCUGCCCCCGCGGCUGGCAGCAAAGUGCUGCUGGGCUUUAGCUCGGACGAGUCGGAUGUGGAGGCCAGUCCCCGGGACCAGGCCGGCGGCGGCGGGAGGAAAGACCGGGCUUCUCUUCAGUACCGCGGGCUCAAAGCGCCGCCGGCGCCCCUGGCCGCCAGUGAGGUGACUAACAGCAACUCGGCCGAGCGACGGAAGCCCCACUCGUGGUGGGGGGCCAGGAGGCCGGCCUGCCCCGAGCUGCAGACCCCGUCGAGGAAAGAUGGAGCAGUGGGGGACGAGGAAGAGCAGGGAGAAGACGCUGUGGAGAGGAACCCGGAGGCCGAGGAGCCGCUUUGGGCGACCCGGACCGUGAAUGGCAGCCGUCUUCUCUCCUACAGUUGCCGGGAAAACUACUCGGACUCGGAGGAAGAGGACGACGACGAUGUGGCUUCCACCAGACAGGUAUUAAAGGAGGACUCCCUUUCCCGGCAUCGGCCCAGACGGAGUCAUAGUAAGUCUCUCUCCCCGCUAACUACUAAAUCUGCCGGCAGCCGGCUGGAGACUUCGGUUCAUGGAGGGGGAGGACUUGGGAUGAAUGACAGGGUGGCGGCUGCUGGGAGUCUAGAUAGAAGCCGAAACCUCGAAGAAGCGGCAGAGCAGGGAGGAGGGUGUGAUCAAGUGGACUCCGGCCCCGUUCCUAGAUACCGUGUUAACGCUAAAAAACUGGCCCCUCUCCUGUCCCCGCCACUUACCGACACGGACUCAACCUUGGAUUCAUCGACAGGCUCCCUUUUUAAAACCAAUAAUCAUAUCGGCGGUGGGCCCUUCAGUGUGGACUCCCCAAGGAUUUAUUCCAACAGCCUCCUUCCCAAUUCGCCGGUGACCGCCUCUAGUUCACUCAGGAUCAAUCACGCCAAUCACACAGGCUCCAAUCAUACUUACCUGAAAAACACAUACAAUAAGCCGAAGCUUUCCGAACCUGAAGAGGAACUUCUCCAGCAAUUUAAACGGGAGGAGGUGUCCCCAACAGGGAGUUUCAGUGCCCACUACUUGUCGAUGUUUCUCUUAACUGCUGCCUGCUUAUUUUUCCUAAUAUUGGGACUGACUUACUUAGGAAUGAGAGGGACAGGAGUAUCCGUGGAUGAAGGACUCAGCAGAGUGGGAAAAGAAGAAAAAGUAAAAAGCCCCUUUGAUGAAACAUUUGGAAAAAUACAAGAAAGUAAAAAAAAUCUUAUGAUGAGCACGUUAUAUAAGCUUCAUGAUCGAUUGGCACAGCUUGCAGGAGAUCAUGAAUGUGGCAGUUCUACUCAAAGAAUGCUUUCUGUCCAAGAGGCAGCUGCAUAUUUAAAAGAUUUAGGUCCUGAAUAUGAGGAUAUAUUUAACACCUCAUUGCAGUGGAUUUUAGAAAAUGGAAAAGAUGUUGGAAUAAGGUGUGUUGGUUAUGGCCCUGAGGAAGAAUUGACAAAUAUAUCCGAUGUGCAGUUUUUACAGUCCACAAGACCACAGAUGUCUUUCUGGUGUCGUUUUCGACGAGCUUUUAUUACUGUAACCCACAGGUUGUUGUUGUUAUGCUUAGGUGUAGUGAUGGUUUGUGUCGUUCUGCGUUACAUGAAAUAUCGCUGGACAAAAGAGGAGGAAGAAACAAGGCAGAUGUAUGAUAUGGUGGUAAAGAUUAUAGAUGUUUUACGAAGUCAUAAUGAAGCUUGCCAGGAAAAUAAAGAUUUACAGCCUUACAUGCCUAUUCCACAUGUGCAAGAUUCUUUAAUACAGCCUCAUGACAGGAAAAAAAUGAAGAAAGUCUGGGAUAGAGCUGUUGAAUUUCUUGCCGCUAAUGAAUCUAGAGUUCGCACGGAAACACGAAGAAUAGGUGGUGCAGAUUUUCUAGUUUGGCGGUGGAUCCAGCCUUCUGCAUCCUGUGACAAAAUAUUAGUAAUACCUUCUAAAGUAUGGCAAGGUCAAGCAUUUCACUUAGAUAGAAGAAAUUCACCGCCAAAUAGUUUGACACCAUGUCUAAAGAUUCGAAAUAUGUUUGAUCCAGUUAUGGAAAUAGGGGAUCAAUGGCAUUUGGCCAUUCAAGAAGCAAUUUUAGAAAAAUGCAGUGAUAAUGACGGCAUUGUUCACAUUGCAGUAGACAAAAAUUCACGUGAGGGUUGUGUGUAUGUUAAAUGUCUAUCUCCAGAAUAUGCUGGAAAGGCUUUUAAGGCAUUGCAUGGCUCUUGGUUUGAUGGGAAAUUGGUUACAGUAAAAUAUUUACGACUAGAUAGAUAUCACCAUCGCUUUCCCCAAGCUCUUACUUGCAACACUCCCCUGAAGCCAUCAAAUAAACAUAUGAACUCUAUGUCUCAUCUUCGUCUUCGGACUGGCCUAGCCAAUUCUCAAGGAGGUUCCUGAAAAGACUUUCUUCCACUCCUAGGAUUGUUAUUUACAAUAGGAAAAUUCCUGUUUGGCUUCCUGUCUUCCUUUUUAAAUGCUUUUUGUAUGUAGUAUUUUUAUUGAUGAAUACUCUGUCUGAACGUUCCAGAAAUCUUAAGUUUCCAAAGGGAUUUAGCAUUGAGGCAGCAAUGCUGAAUAGGUAGAGUAAUUGUUUCAUUCAGUUUUGGGAGCUCAAAGUUCAGCCAGUGCAUUUAAAGUUUUGCAUGAGGAACAUUGACUUUAUUAAGCAUUUUCAGAUAUGGUGAUUGUAUUUUUGCACAAAGAAGUGUUUGGAUAAACACACAAAAGCAUGGUGAAGAGGCUUCUUGUAUUUCCAUAAUUUCUUGUGAACUGAUGUUGUGAAUUUUUGUAUACAGUCACCUGCAUAGUUCCUUACAGGCUAAUGUGAUAAAACUGUUAAUUUCCCAAUUUAACCUUAGGUUUUUGUUGCUUCUGAAAGAUUUAUUUGCUAUAGCUGGAAUAUGGGAAAAUUAAUUUGGGCUUAGUGGUUACAUAUAUGUGUAAGUGGAUGUACAUGUACUUAAACUGGCUUUUGUAUAUAUGUAUAAAUGCUGGUGGUGGCGAAAGUAGUCUUGUUUUGUGGGGAUGUCUGCAUUAAAGCAGUAAAAUAAGCUUUCUGUUUUAUUCAUAACCUAAUGUGUGUGUAUAUAUGUAUGUGUAUAUAUGUUUGUGUAUGUGUAUAUAUAGGUAUAUGUAUAUAUACACACACACACACAUAUACACAUAUGGCUGUACUAUCAUAUAGAUCCAACAGCCAAACACCUGGAAGUAUUAGGUACAAGUUUAAAAUAUCUUUUAUAGGUUUUAUAUAAAAAUGUCUGAGUAUGAUUUUGUGUCAAAGUUCUGAUAUCAGUUGUAAUGGAUUCAAAUUUAUGUGAGCAAUAACGAAGCAAUUGGCAGAUAUUGGAAAAAUAUUUUCUGAGAAGCUGUAUUUAUUAUAAAUAUUAGGGCUGUGACAUAGUACCAUUGGGAAUAAGUCAUUUUCCCAAUCUAUUUAUAAUUUAACGAAAUGUUAAAGCUCAUGUUAUAUGUCAAGUUAAAAGCAGGGCAACAUUGUUGUAGCAAAAUGCAUAUUUGACAAAUUAUACUUGUAAUUUGGGUUCAUGAAAGAUUGCAGUAUAGUAAAUACACAAGUGACCAUUGUUCUGUGCCUCAGUAUUUAAUUUGUUUCAGUAAAGUUACUUUAUUACCGUUUAUGAUUUCCAAUUAAAAUAGUUGCUGAGAAAAGUUUACCUGUAAUCUAACAAUUGGCUUUUUAAAAAUAACCCGUUGAUCUAUCUUUAUCAGUCCAAUUGAAUAUGUGAAACAGCUGAAAUUGUACCAAUUUUGAUUUUGUUCAAAGCUCAAUUUCUUUUUUUUUAAAUUGUAUGCGUUGGGUUUGCAGCAUGAACUUGCACAGAUAAUGCACGUUUUCUGGUUAAGUAAACACGAUGCACACUGUUCUGUAACAGAAAGCCCUAUUGUGCCUUACCUAUGUGCUUUUGUGGGCACCAUGUUUAUGAAGAAUAAAAAAGGAUUCGUUAUCUGAAGAGAAUAAAUUUUAAAUUCUCAGUUUAUUUCUCAGAUGCUAAUGUGUGAAAAUAUAAAUAUACAUAAUAUAUAAAGUAACCAAUCUUUCUGUAUUUUAUGUGCAUCAUAGUGAUUUAUCUGAGCUUAGUAACCCCAUCUUGUAACCUGUUGCAAGAGUGAAUGUAAAAAAUAGUUGUGACAUUUUAAAAGGUCACCUUUUGAUGCAGAUGCAUCUUUUUCUUCUAAAACAUAUUUCAUGUAAACAUUGUACAUUUAUUAUUGUAAUAUAUACUAUUAUGCAGCUUAUUUUAUCAGAAACUGUUAAGCCGACCAAGAUCCCUCCCUUCAAAGACAGAUGGGAAUGUGUAUAACAACUUGAUAUUUGAGAAGUUUUGAAGUUUGAUGUAAUCUGUUACUUGUCCUGUUGAAAAAAAAAAAA